ACAAACGGCAACGGCUGCAAGGCAUCCAUGAGCAUUGUUGUUAAUAUUAGUCCUGUCAGAUAUGAUGGCAGUGGGAUUUCUCUAAGAUAUCUCUCUUCCUCCUCCACUUACCUUCUCCACACCUCUCACUCUCAGUUUCAGUCAUCCCCACUUCGAUCUCGUCUCUCUCUCCUCUGCUUCUCCUCUCCCCCUGCUGCAGAUAUGGAUGGUGGCGGAGGUCCAAGUUUGUUUCCAUUGCACCGAUGCAAAACUCUUCAUCUGGUGAGGCAUGCACAAGGGAUCCACAAUGUAGACGGAGAUAAGAACUACAAAGCAUACUUGCGUCCUGAAUAUUUUGAUGCACAACUUACCCAACUAGGCUGGCAGCAGGUUGAUAAUUUACGAAAGCAUGUUCAUGCCAGUGGGCUCUCCAAGAGGAUCGAUUUAGUCAUUACAUCCCCUUUGCUAAGGACUGUACAAACUGCUGUUGGAGUAUUUGGCGGUGAGGGCUACACAGAUAGGACGGAUGUACUGCCUCUAAUGGUGGCAAAUGCAGGAAACAGUGGCCGUGCUGCAAUCUCAAGUCUUAACUGCCCACCAAUUCUAGCAGUAGAACUUUGUCGAGAACAUUUGGGAGUUCACCCUUGUGAUAAAAGGAGAAAUAUCAGUGACUACCAGUUCAGUUUUCCUGCAGUUGAUUAUUCACUGAUAGAAACUGAUGAGGAUAUAUUAUGGAAGGCCGAUAUAAGGGAGACGAAGGAAGAAGUUGCAUCUAGGGGAUUGAAGUUCAUGAACUGGCUGUGGACACGGAAAGAGAAGGAGAUAGCAAUUGUUACCCAUAGUGGAUUCUUGUUUCACACUCUAAGCUCAUUUGGAAAUGAUUGUCACCCGUUGGUGAAAAGUGAAAUAGGCAAACACUUUGGAAAUUGCGAGCUUCGUUCUAUGGUCAUUGUCGAUCGAAGCAUGAUAGGUUCAGAUGAAUCCACAACUAAUUAUCCAGGAAAGAUUCCUCCUGGACUGGAUCUCCCUAGUGAUGCUGAGGAUGAGAAGAAACUAGAGAAAUAAGGGUCAGAUUCUGGAUUUACAUAGACAAAGAAGUGCUACAACAUAUCAUAUACUAAGAUAAGAGCAUUAUUUGAAGCUUGGGCUUCUCUUACUCUACAUUCCUAGUUGUUGUGGUAAAUACCUUUGAAAUUUAUUUUCACCUAAAUAAGAUUUGAAGUUGGGCUAAUCAAGAAGGGAUGAUCAAUGAUUCAAUUUUGAAUGAAAAUUAUAUGAACUAGAUCAUUAGUUGGUAGGAGCACUGUAGUAGAGCUGCCCCGGACCAACUUAGGCCGAUUCAAGCCUGUUCCCUCACCAUGUUCUUCCUAUAUCUCCUUAUUACAACCAUGAAUGACACCUUCUUGUUUUCACCA
This is a messenger RNA of Corylus avellana, 1394 nucleotides long. Its product is annotated as Phosphoglycerate mutase family protein. NCBI's taxonomy places the organism in Eukaryota, Viridiplantae, Streptophyta, Magnoliopsida, Fagales, Betulaceae. Gene Ontology annotation, molecular function: phosphatase activity. Gene Ontology annotation, cellular component: cytoplasm. The record is from RefSeq and is a predicted model, not a curated record.